This is a messenger RNA of Carlito syrichta (Philippine tarsier), 877 nucleotides long. RefSeq names its product MAPK-interacting and spindle-stabilizing protein-like. Bases 118 to 429 code for a protein of 103 amino acids. The transcript has 3 exons. The record is from RefSeq and is a predicted model, not a curated record. Lineage: Eukaryota; Metazoa; Chordata; Mammalia; Primates; Tarsiidae.
GGCGGGGGUGCUGUGGUGCGUUAGUAGUUCCUUGCAGCCUCGAACCCUUGGGCUCAAGCGAUCCUCCCACCUCACCCUCCAGAGUUGCUGGGACUACAGAAAUGUGGAAGGUCCCCGAUGGCUCCCAGCCCGGCUCAUCUGCCCCUACUCCAGUCCCCCGCUCCCGUGCAGGUGGGGCCACCGAUUCCCUCAUUCAGGAGGAUGACCAACGUCCCGCUUCAACAAAUCCCUCAUUCCAGUGCGACACGACGGAGCAGGGCCCCAACGUGGGGGCAACUGAAGGCGCUGACUUCCCAAGCUGAACGUCUGGUGCAGGAGCAUGGCGGGAAUGCUUCUGAUCCUGCUACCCUGUUCCUGUCUAUGAUGACUGUGGUCGCCUGCCAGUCUGUGUCUGAGGAGGAGAACGGGCCAUCUGAGAACUCAGAAUAGAGGUCCACAAACUGUGCUUAAAAGAAAAAGAAAAGGAGGAGAUGAAGGAGACAGAAGACAUAAGCUGACAAGGUCCUUGUGUUCCCGGCCUGGCUCCAACAAGAGCUUGGCCAGUACUUCCUUCUCUCGAUGUUUGCCCCUGAGAGUGUUGAUUUAGUAGGAUUAAGAUAGUGUGACCUCUAGUCUGCGUAGGCUGGAUGUAGCCUGCUUUAAUAAUAACUUUACUUAAAACUUCAGAGAACAUAGAUGUUAGUAGUUUUACGUAGACUCCCAAAUAAACAAAGAUGUAGUGUUAUAGUAAUCUUGCCAAGAAAGUCACAAGCAUUAACCUUUUUCUUGCUGAUGUUAGCAUUAAGCUAUUUUCUGUUUAUGUAGUUUGGUCUUAUAUAAAGGGCAUGCUGUGAGAAUAAAAUGGCUCUCACCUAUCUAGGAGAGAGUCCUCUCAAUC